Molecule: messenger RNA, 1874 nt
Organism: Leptopilina boulardi
Lineage: Eukaryota; Metazoa; Arthropoda; Insecta; Hymenoptera; Figitidae
Exons: 7
Coding region: 946-1341 (131 amino acids)
Source: RefSeq, a predicted model, not a curated record
UAUUGUAACGACAAAUAACACACAUUUAGUUAACAACGAAUAAAGAUUUAUUUCACACAUACAACUAUUUAUUGAAUAAUUAAGCGUAUAACGCGAUUAUAAAUUAUGAGUCCCGCGAAAGGGUCUUCCUUUCAAUACGAUCCAAAAUCGACUGACUAUUGACGCCAACUUCCCCUAGAUCUCCUAAUCUGUUAAGAGGGGCGCGCUAUCCCUUUUCCUCGUCACCCCUAUCGCUCCAUCCUUCUCCCUGGACGAUUUGGCGGCAGCUCCCCGGAAAACCUAGAUAACGACGCUGACAAUCGGGCCUUUAGGCGGCACAAACAUGCGCAGAUCCUCACGCAGAAAAACUGCCAGAACACAUGUUCAUGGCACGUUGACACGAAAAACUAAACAGCUGAUAGAUCAAGAGGGGCGAAAACGCUGACAGAUACCAACCAAUAUAAGUAACGAUUUACAUCGUUACAAUUUUUAAAAAUUGUAUGUGCUAAAUUUGUUGAUCUUCAUUUAUACAAUGUUGCUUUACUACUGACAGUGUGCAGCGCACGAGGAAGUUAAAAUGGUAUAGUGUCUGCUUAUUACGUCUUACGUCAUCCACAAACAUACUCACAUACACAAAGAUAAAAUUCUCAAAGACAAAUCGAUUUUAGAAGUGUUAUUAAUGUCAAUCAUGUAUAAUAUAUUUUUAUCACUUACCGUACUUUUUUUUAUCUGUUUCCGAUUAAAGUUCAAAAUAAUUAAAUAAAUGGAACUAAGUUCAUUUCCUGAUAACAAUCUGAAGAAUAGAAGUUAAGAACGAAGAAAGUGGUUUCAGCAUUACUGCCCGAAGUGUCGAUUGCAACUAUUGCUUCUACGUGAGAUUCAUCGAUCGGGUUAAUAAAUAGAAUCUCAGAAAAAAGCGAAAAAAUAUGUUCUUUCGGCGUCAAUUCGAACUUGGAGAAGAAUUAGAUGAAAUUAUUAUCUAUAGAUGAGAUGAUAAAUGAUAUAACUUCUACUGAAUCUUCGAAUAAGUGUCCAAUCAUGAAGGAUGGGUGUUUGUUGCGGAGCUGCUCCUGGAGGAGAUCUUGUAUAGCUGAGUCGCAGUUCAAUACAGUUGGUCCAGUAGCAGAAAGAUUUGUCCAUUUCAAGAGAGGAUAUGCUGUCAUCGUAUCAUACACGGCGCAGGAAUUCCCCCAUUUAGGUAUAAAAGAAGGAAGUCCUUUUAUAAAAAGGAUAUGGUGUCAUCGUAUCUCUGACGCUACGCAGAAAUCCCCCCAUACAGGUCCAUUCCAAUUUUCUAAAUAUCAAAAGACUGGGAAGGAUGUGGAAGAAGAAAAGUGGCCCCUGCAUACAUUUUUUUUAUAAAAUUUUUUUUUCUUUUUUCUUAUUUUUUUAUAAUAUUUUUUUUUGAGCUCCCGGCCUCACGCAGAAGUGCGAGCAAGAAAGAGGGAUCCUCGGGAGCUGGCCCUGAAGCGCUCGAGAGUGGCAAUGACGUUAUUGUCCCGACGAGGGAUGAUUCGCCGAUCGGUGAGUCGUUUUUUAUUUAAUCCCUUCCCUGUUUAAAACAGUUUUUUUUUAUAAAUUCAAUUAAAAUAGACUUAUUAAUUAUAAAUUAAAAAUUCAUUUUUUUGAUAUUCAAAAUUUGUAAAUUUUUCGAAUUUUCUUGACUUUUAUCAUUUUUUUGAAUCAAUACAUUAUAUUGAUCUAGAUAAAAUAUAAAAAUUUUAAAAACAGGGAAGGAUUCUGACAACAUGGUGACACCAUUGACAAAAAUUAUUUUUUAGUAUUUUUUAGGGGUAAUCUAACAAAAUGAUGUGAUAUUUUUGGAAAUUUAGUCCCUUAAAAUUUCUAACACUCCCCAUAUCCUAAAGUAUUACAUAUUUUGUGGAUUAUUACCU